Sinocyclocheilus rhinocerous is the source of this 262-nucleotide messenger RNA. RefSeq names its product non-receptor tyrosine-protein kinase TYK2-like. Lineage: Eukaryota; Metazoa; Chordata; Actinopteri; Cypriniformes; Cyprinidae. The transcript is spliced from 2 exons. Gene Ontology annotation, biological process: intracellular signal transduction; cytokine-mediated signaling pathway; cell differentiation. Gene Ontology annotation, molecular function: non-membrane spanning protein tyrosine kinase activity; growth hormone receptor binding. The record is from RefSeq and is a predicted model, not a curated record. Gene Ontology annotation, cellular component: cytosol. The annotation marks the transcript as partial.
AUGCAGGAGCAGCACUUGGGACGAGGCACCAGGACGAACAUUUACACGGGCUGGCUGAAGGUUCACGGUUCACUAGAGGAUGAUGACGACGAGUCUAAUAACAAUCACCGCAAUGUGAAAGGCAUCCGGGUUGUCCUUAAAAUUCUGGACCAGAGCCACAAGGAUAUAGCGCUAGCAUUCUUUGAGACAGCUAGUCUCAUGAGUCAAGUGUCACACUGUCAUCUGGUCUUUGUGCAUGGAGUUUCAGUCAAGGGAUCUGAGA